Messenger RNA from Megalops cyprinoides (Indo-Pacific tarpon), 1510 nucleotides. Its product is annotated as tyrosine-protein kinase Blk-like. Gene Ontology annotation, molecular function: non-membrane spanning protein tyrosine kinase activity; signaling receptor binding; ATP binding. Gene Ontology annotation, cellular component: extrinsic component of cytoplasmic side of plasma membrane. NCBI's taxonomy places the organism in Eukaryota, Metazoa, Chordata, Actinopteri, Elopiformes, Megalopidae. The record is from RefSeq and is a predicted model, not a curated record. Gene Ontology annotation, biological process: cell surface receptor protein tyrosine kinase signaling pathway; protein phosphorylation; innate immune response. The transcript has 13 exons. Bases 29 to 1510 code for a protein of 493 amino acids.
CACUUGCUCACUUGUCUGAAAGCAAAGAAUGGGCUCUGUUUUCAGUGGGUUGAGACCACAAGGCAGCACCAAACAGCAUGAAGCAGAUGGACCAAUAAACAACUCAUUCCCUUUGGGUGGACCACCCCCUGAGCCUCAGGAGCACAGACUGGGCCCUCCAGAACCUGAGAAAGACAUUGUCCUUGCUCAGUAUGAUUUCACACCAGUGAACGACCAUGACCUCCCUUUUCAGAAAGGGGAAAAACUGAAGAUUAUUACUGAUCAAGGGGGUUGGUGGUUGGCUAAGUCAUUAGCCACAGGAAAAGAGGGAUAUAUUCCACCCACAUACGUAGCCAGACUGGACACACUAGAGGCGGAGAGAUGGUUCUUCAAGAAUCUGAGCCGCAGAGAUACCGAGCGUCUGCUUCUAGCCCCGGGGAACAAAGCUGGAGCCUUCCUGAUCCGGGAGAGUGAAACCAGCAAAGGGGCGUUCUCUUUGUCCAUCAGAGAUGAGGUGCCGAAGCAUGGAGACGUAGUAAAACACUAUAAAAUCCGCUCCCUGGACUCUGGCGGCUUCUACAUCUCUCCAAAGAUCAGCUUCUCCUCCCUGCAGGAGCUGGUGAAGCACUACUCCAGGAAAGCGGAUGGGCUGUGUCAGAGACUCACCAUCCCAUGCAAGGCGCUCAACCCUCAGUACCCGUGGAUGCAGGACACCUGGGAGAUUCCUCGUGAAACGCUGAAGAUGGUGAAGAAACUUGGUGCAGGACAGUUUGGAGAAGUGUGGAUGGGCUACUAUAAGAGCACCCAGAAAGUGGCCAUUAAGACCCUGAAGCAGGGCAGCAUGGAGCCAGAGGCCUUCCUGCAGGAGGCCAACCUGAUGAAGCAGCUACAGCAUGACAGGCUAGUUCGUCUCUACGCCGUCGUCACAAAGGAGCCCAUCCUCAUCGUCACUGAGUUUAUGACUAAUGGGAGUCUGCUCGACUUCCUGAAGACAGAUGAAGGAAACCGCCUCACACUUCCUAAGCUGAUUGACAUGUCAGCACAGAUUGCAGAGGGAAUGGCCUACAUUGAGAGACUAAACUACAUCCACCGGGAUCUGCGGGCAGCCAACAUCCUAGUGUCCGAAUCAUUGCACUGCAAGAUUGCUGACUUUGGAUUGGCCAGAGUCAUAGAGACUGAGUACACAGCACAGGAAGGUGCAAAGUUUCCCAUCAAAUGGACGGCACCGGAGGCAAUCAACUAUGGCACGUUCAGCAUCAAGUCUGAUGUGUGGUCUUUUGGCAUUCUCCUCACAGAGGUUGUGACGUACGGGAGAGUACCUUAUCCAGGUAUGACAAACCCUGAGGUCAUUAGAAACCUGGACAGGCGCUAUCGGAUGCCAUGUCCAGAGCACUGUCCCGCAGAGCUGUAUGACCUGAUGAUGUCCUGUUGGAGGGAGUACCCGGAGGAGAGGCCCACCUUUGAGCACCUGCAGUACACCCUGGAGGACUUUUUCAUCGCCACAGAGCGGCAGUACGAGGCACACCCCUGA